UAUUCUGAAAGGGAUGCUAAUUUACCAAAAUAAAAUCUUGAAGUCCUGUUACUUGAAACAGCGAUAGACUGAAGUGAAGAGAUUCUGGCAGGUUAAGAGCUAAAUAUGUUUGGGCAGGGUCAUGACAAGUGAAAGGCGCUAAGUAGCUAGGCUUGUCAUUUCCUGCCUGAGAAUUUUGGACUGUUUUUUCUGGUUGUUGUCGUUGCUGCUGUAGUUCUUUUGUUUGUUUUUACAGUUUAUUCUCUUCUCAAGCUUUUGAACCCUGAAGAGUGUGUUUCCAAAUCUCUUUAUCUCCCUCUCCCUCCUCAGCUUUUAUAGAAAAGACAGCUGUAUGAGGGGGAGAGCUUUUUAAUAUUACAUUUUAGUGAAAUGUGUCAUUUUGCUUUUUAAUAACAAUUUUCUUUUUUUCUUCAGAGCUAAAUUGAAAGAAGAGCAGACCUCUAAAAAGUCUUUUGGAAACAUCUCUAAAAUAUUUGUAACUGUGUAUAAGCAACUAAAGAGAAAUUGACCCCCAACAAAACUAACUGAAUAAUUGAGACAGUUUUAUGUGUGUGUCAUCAAUUCUAUCCAGAAGCUGAAGAAUCUUCCUCUGCAUUUAAGGAUUGUGUGCACUGAAUGAGAGGAUGACUUUUCAAUUUAAUUUCGCUAUAGAAGACCAACUGGAAAGUGAAUUAACACCCCUUAGAGAUGGAGCUUUGGCCCUGGAUUCCUCAAAUGAGUCUUUGAUCUCAGGAAGUCAAAAAGGUAAACAUAGAGACAAAAAAUGUUCUAGAGAACAGUUUGACUUGUCUCAGGAUCAUUUGUGGGAACCUAAGUCAGUGGGAAAUGCACCUCCCUUUCAAGACACAGACACCUCCCUCAGUUCAGCUAACAGUUCAAGUAAAUUGGAGCCACAUGAAAAACAGCCUUGCUUGAGAGUUGCCAAAGAGCAUGCUAUGCCUAAAGAUUUAAAGAAAGUGUUAGAAAAUAAAGUCAUAGAAAUGUUACCAGGUCUCCAGCAUGUUAACAUAUCGGUAGUGAAAACCAUCUUGUUGCAAGAGAACUUCCCUGGAGAAAACAUAGUUUCAAAAAGCUUUUCUUCUCACUCUGAUCUGAUUACAGGUGUUUAUGAAGGAGGCUUAAAAAUCUGGGAAUGUACCUUUGACCUCCUGGCUUAUUUCACAAAAGCCAAAGUGAAAUUUGCUGGGAAAAAAGUAUUGGAUCUUGGCUGUGGAUCAGGGUUGCUGGGUAUAAUUGCAUUCAAGGGAGGGGCCAAAGAAAUUCAUUUUCAAGAUUAUAACAGUAUGGUGAUUGACGAAGUAACCUUACCUAAUGUCGUGGCUAACUCCACUUUGGAAGAUGAAGAAAAUGAUGUAAACGAACCAGAUGUGAAAAGAUGCAGGAAAUCAGAAGUAGCACAAGAACUGUCUAAAUGCCGAUUCUUUUCUGGGGAGUGGUCUGAGUUUUGUAAGCUUAUAGUAACCAGUGAAAAACUCUUUGAGAAAUAUGAUCUCAUUCUCACCUCAGAAACCAUUUACAAUCCAGAUUAUUAUGGUACUUUGCACCAAACAUUGUGUAGACUGUUAGAUAAAAAUGGACGGGUGCUUUUGGCCAGCAAAGCACAUUAUUUUGGUGUGGGUGGAGGUAUUCAUCUCUUUCAGCAGUUUGUAGAAGAAAGGAAUGUAUUUGAGACUAGGACACUCGAAAUAAUUGAUGAAGGACUAAAGAGGUUCCUAAUUGAAAUGACUUUUAAGUCCCUCGGUUAAUGUCUACUGAGUGUCCUAAAUGAAAUAAACAUAAUCACCAAAAA
Ceratotherium simum simum (southern white rhinoceros) is the source of this 1789-nucleotide messenger RNA. It is a transcript of the gene METTL18, whose product is annotated as methyltransferase 18, RPL3 N3(tau)-histidine. Gene Ontology annotation, cellular component: nucleus. Gene Ontology annotation, molecular function: protein-L-histidine N-tele-methyltransferase activity. Gene Ontology annotation, biological process: peptidyl-histidine methylation, to form tele-methylhistidine. NCBI's taxonomy places the organism in Eukaryota, Metazoa, Chordata, Mammalia, Perissodactyla, Rhinocerotidae. The record is from RefSeq and is a predicted model, not a curated record.